AUGGCACCCAAUUCUAGUAUUGUGUGUUGUGCUUCACACAGCUUUGUGUGUGUGUGUGUGUGUGUUUCAGGCCGUGUGGUCAGCGGCGAGUGUCAGGGUGAGAUGAUGGACUACAGGCGGAUGCUGAUGGAGGAUUUCUCUCUGAGCCCUGAGAUUGUGCUGCAGUGUCGCAGUGAGAUCGAGGGUCAUUGCUCUGGUCUGCACCGCAAAGGGCGAACGCUGCACUGCCUGAUGAGGGUGGCCAGGGGGGACAUGGGAGCAAUCGACCCCAAAUGUCAGAAGGCGCUCCAGACUCUGAUCCAGGAAGUCGACCCUGGAGCUGACUACCGCAUCGACCGAGCGCUUAAUGAAGCCUGUGAGUCCGUCAUCCAGACCGCCUGCAAACACAUCCGCAACGGAGACCCCAUGAUCCUGUCGUGUCUGAUGGAGCAUCUGUACACUGAGAAGAUGGUGGAGGACUGUGAGCACAGGCUGCUGGAGCUGCAGUACUUCAUCGCUCGAGACUGGAAGUUAGGCCUUGUGCGGUGCUCACACUGCACAGGUGACGACAAGUGCACCUGUAAUACCGUCCUGCUAAACACCGAUCUGAUCUCGCUGUGCGCUUUGUGCUUUUUCUGCCCUCAGGAUAUUCAGAUCAAGGCACUGCUGAUGAGAACCUGUGAUCCCGUCAUCCAGGCCUACUGUCACGAGGUGGCCAAUAAUCAGAUCGACACCGGAGAUCUGAUGGCGUGUUUAGUUCAGAACAAGCACCAGAAGGAGAUGAAUGAGAAAUGUGCGGUGGGAGUGACACACUUCCAGCUGAUUCAAAUCAAGGAUUUCCGUUUCUCCUACAAGUUCAAGACAGCCUGCAAAGAAGAUGUUCUCAAGCUGUGUCCCAACAUCAAGAAGAAGGUGGAUGUGGUGAUCUGCCUCAGCACCACGGUGAGGAACGACACACUGCAGGACGUCAAGGAGCAGCGAGUGUCCGUCGGAUGUCGUAAACAGCUGCGUGUGGAGGAGGUGGAGAUGGUACGUUCACCAACACACACUGUCACUCGUUUCGGAAACAAAGCAGAUCGGAUGUACAGAAAACAGUUUGGCGGGAAAGUCAUUAAAUGGAGAUGUGAGUCACUGACAGUCAGAUCUCUGCAGGUCAUCGAGUGUCUGAAGGAGCAUAAGAAGCAGCUGACUCCGCGUUGCCACCAGCGGAUCUUCAAGUUGCAGGAGGUGGAGAUGGUUGAUCCUGAACUGGACUACCAGCUGAUGAGAGUCUGCCAGGAUAUGAUCAGGCGUUUCUGCACGGAGUCCGAGGGGAAGAAUGUUCUGCAGUGUCUGAAGCAGAACAAGAACAGCGAGCUGAUGGAUCCCAAGUGCAAGCAGAUGAUCACCAAGAGACAAAUCACCCAGAACACAGACUACAGGCUGAACCCAGUGCUGAAGAAAGCCUGUAAAGCCGACAUCCCAAAAUUCUGCCAGUCCAUCCUGAACAAGGCGACGACCGACACCGAGCUGGAGGGUCAGGUCAUCUCCUGCCUCAAACUCAAAUACGCCGACCAGCGCUUGUCGCCCGACUGUGAGGAUCAGAUCCGCAUCAUCCUGCAGGAGUCGGCCCUGGACUACAGGCUGGACCCUCAGCUGCAGAUCCAAUGCACACAGGAGAUCCCUCGGCUGUGUCCGGAGGAGGCCGCAGCUCAGGAGCAGACGGGGCAGGUGGAGGAGUGUCUCAAGGUGAACCUGCUGAAGAUCAAACAGGAAGGAUGUAAGAAGGAGGUGUUGAACAUGCUGAAGGAGAGUAAAGCGGACAUCUUCGUCGAUCCUGUCCUUCACACUGCCUGCGCUCUGGACAUCAAACACCACUGCGCUGCCAUCCCACCUGGCAGGGGGCGCCAGAUGUCGUGCCUGAUGGAGGCGCUGCAGGACAAACGUGUUCGUCUGCAACCAGAGUGCAAGAAGAGACUUCAGGAUCGCAUCGAGAUGUGGAGCUACGCUGCCAAGGUGGCUCCCACCGAUAGUUUCUCAGACCUGGCCAUGCAGGUGAUGACAUCACCAUCCAAGAACUACAUCAUGACUGUGAUUGGUGCAGGGGUGGCCCUGCUCUUCCUGAUAGGGCUGUUCUGUGGCAGAUUCACCAAACGUGUCACUCAGCAGCUGAAGGACAGGUAGACCACGCCCAUGGAGGGUCUAGACACGCCCACAGAAGAAAAGACCACCACUAAAAAAAAGACCUCCCACCUCAUUUACCCCUCUGAUGCCCCCAAAACUCCACCUGCCUUCUCAAUUUGCCACUUUGGGUUUUCUCCCCUUGUUUCAUUUUCAAACACUCCUGCUCAUUUUUACUCUUUCAUGUGACCUCGCAUACAAUCGAAAGUAAAAGUGGGUGUGAUCAGUGACUCGUGUGCUCUGCAGCUGCAUGAGCCACAACCACUGCCACCUUUACUUCUCCACUCCUGAGCUUGGACAUAGAGCGCUGAUCCACCUGCGGUUUUACCUGCCUGUUAAUGCGCUGCAUUUUAUCGAGUGUAAAUGUGUAGGAAGUGGGUGGGGAACCCCUCGUGUAUGUGGCAGGAUAAUGACUCCAGUAUUUUAUUCAAUUGAGUGCGCGAGCGUUGGCCUGAAAGCAUUUUUGUGUGAUCCUAAUUGUCUGUGUAUCUCCAUAUGACUGAUUUGUUCUCUGUUUCAAUGGUUUUUGGGGAUUGUUUGGCUCUGGAAUUUUUUUUUUUUUUCUGAGUGUUAGAUUUAUUGCCAUGGGACUGCCAGGUGGGCGGUGCCAACCAGCCAGCCCUCCACCGAACCACAGAGGAGAUGGGAGGGGACAUCUCGCAAAGCUCUUCCUGCUACAGGAAGUAUAGUGGUUAUUUUUUUUUCUUUUUGAAAAGACAGACCUUGGAACUUCACCUCUCUUCUAAUGCAGUCUGGUUUUUGGUUUUCCCACCCCAACCUGUGCCAUAAACACACGACAUCCACCUGAUGCUCCCAGGGUAGCCGAUUUCUCUGUCAGGGCGGUUGGGAAGAUAGUGUGACAUCACACUGUGGCUGGGUUCCACCACACCGCAGUCACGAGCAAUCCCAGUCCAAACCUGGACUGGUGGAGCAGUGAGACUGGGAGAACUGGCUUGUCUUUUUGCAAACUUGCUGAGUGGCUGUCUGUUUCACGCUGGUUGGUACAGAAAAGCUGAGAGCAAUGCAGGAAACGGAGUAAAAAAUAAAACUAGAUUUAUAGAGAUGUGAACAAUUUUGUGUACAGAUACUGGAAUCAUUGCACAUUUUUUUCCUUUUUGAUAUCUUCAAAUAUAUAUAUAUUGUUUGUCACAACCUUUAUUUAUUUGUUUACUAAUGGUCAGUUUUUCUAUGAUUUCAAUGUCCUCUGGUUGCCUUUUCUCCUUCCUGCAGGGGGGUGCAGGCGGCGAAGGUUCUGCCUCGACCUGCCCCAGCAGUUGGCUGACUUUUCAUGUAGGACAGUGAACGCCUCUUUAACAGGCAGAGUGAUGGUGAAGACAGCAGCUGUCAAACACUGUGCUUAGUGACUCCACAGCAUCGGAGGCAGAACAGGCGAGUGUGACAAAUGUGAAAAGAUGUCGUUUUUGGAAUCAGCAUUUUUGGGGUGACCACACAGUGGGGGUGACCACUAGGUAUCCAGCAGGUCUCUGCUGCUGGAUUCAUUGUGUCCGCGUUGUUGUGUCCUCCAGCUUUUUGGUCUCUGUUGAAAGACGGAAAACGACUUGUCUUGUUGCACCUGAACAACUUCGCUGCCUGUGAAAACACGGCCUCUCCUCUCCCGGCUCGGUCCAGCCCUGUAUGUGUGUACUAUACUGAGUGAUGAUACUAUAAACUCCGUAGUGUGCGAUUAGCCUGUACUGUUCAUUCCUUUGACUGCUGAAGCUUGGUUUGGUGAGAGCUGCCCUCCCUGCUUGUAAAUGAGACACUGAUUCAUUGAAGCGCUUUUGCUCUUCUGCCCAUCUGAUGUCUUUUGUUCAACUCCGCCUGCUCCCCGUCCCACCGAGGGAUCUGCUGUCCUGAACAUCCCUGCGGCUUGUGGGCACGUCAGUGUGUGGUGGAUGGCGUGUCUGUAGCUGUGUGUGCUGCCCAGAGGUCACACAGUGUCUCCAGCAGCUCCUCCUCGUCCCAGGCCAUGAUGAUUUAAAGUUUGUGAUGAUAACACUGUUUUCUGUCUGAAUCCAUGGAGCUUCUGAUCAUCUGGUUUGUUUCCCCCAAUUUUUUUUUUUUUUUUAAUUUUUUGUUGUUCUGUACAGGAAAUUGGGCAGUUUAA
Messenger RNA from Monopterus albus (swamp eel), 4246 nucleotides. Its product is annotated as Golgi apparatus protein 1-like. Gene Ontology annotation, molecular function: fibroblast growth factor binding. The record is from RefSeq and is a predicted model, not a curated record. The transcript is spliced from 18 exons. Bases 1 to 2142 code for a protein of 713 amino acids. NCBI's taxonomy places the organism in Eukaryota, Metazoa, Chordata, Actinopteri, Synbranchiformes, Synbranchidae. Gene Ontology annotation, cellular component: Golgi membrane.